AUGAUGUACCCUGUUGGUUCUGUUUACACUUCUAUGAAAAAUACUAACCCAGAAAUUUUGUUUAAAGUUGGUAAAUGGAAGCAGAUAACAGACAAGUUCUUAUAUUGUGCAAACUCUUCAAAACAAACUGGUGGAAGCAAAAAGAUAUCUGUCGACAACUUGCCACCACAUAGUCAUUCUGGUACAACAAGUUCUAAUGGAAACCAUAGUCAUAGGGUUUGCAAACAAGGAUAUAACACUGUUUCUCAGACUUCAAUGCAAAUUCAAGUUAUGUCAAGAUCUCAUUUUCCAAACGACCCAGUAGACUGGAAUGGAAUGUGGACAGAUACAACUGGAAACCACCAACAUACUUUUACAACAACAUCUACAGGAAAUGGAACAGACUACAUGCCACCUUACAUGACAGUUUACGCAUGA
Molecule: messenger RNA, 417 nt
Organism: Trichomonas vaginalis G3
Lineage: Eukaryota; Parabasalia; Trichomonadida; Trichomonadidae
Product: phage tail repeat-like family
Exons: 1
Coding region: 1-417 (138 amino acids)
Source: RefSeq, a predicted model, not a curated record